UGCACUGAGACACACCUGAGGGGGAGCAACUUGAGACCAGGCUUUGUUUGGUGUUUGAUUGGAUUCUUCAUGCUUGGUGAGGGACUUAAACUUGGAGUGAUUGCUUAGGCACAUCAGCCAAAAUCAAGGAACUCUGUUGUACUGAAACAACCUGCUGUGCAGUAGCGUGAGAUGUGCCAGGAACAGCACCGAAAAGGAUGAGCCAGCGCCUAUUGGUGGAUUAGCGCUGAGGCGGAUACUCAGCCAACCAAUGAGAAUCAAGCAAGUUUAUCUAGCAGGAAGACCUCACUGACGGCACCAACCCAGGAGAGGCGAGCGCCUUCGAAUUUGUGCUGUGUCUGAUAACUAAUGAGAUGGACAACAUGACAGCAGAUGGCAGGGAUGAACCACAGACUGACUUUAUCUACUGCCAUGGUGCCAUCACAGAGGUUCUCAAAUUUGGCUCCUGUCGGUUACACUCUGGACACAAGGUGCUUUUUCUUAUCAUUCCAGGUGAGUAACCGGGUCUUGUGGGCUUCUACAACACCUUCAUGCAGACACUUCAUAGUAUGUUUGGUUUAUUACUACCUGUGUGGGCUGUAAGCCACGCUGGCCACUGUGUGCCUCCUGAUUCCAUGGACAUGAUAGAAGAUCCCAGUAUGACUGAAAUGAGGACGAUGUUUGGUCUAACGGGCAGUGACCACAAGCUGUCCUUUCUCAGGAAGCACGUUCCAAGGGAAACAAGCCUUGUCCUGGUGGGCCACUCCAUUGGCUGCUACAUUAUUUUGGAGAUGAUGAAGAAAGAUCCUGAGCUUAAGGUUAUAAAGGCUGCCCUGCUGUUCCCCACCAUUGAGCGCAUGGCCAAGACUCCUCAGGGCAAGGUCAUGACCCCUGUGCUGUGCCACCUGCGCUACGUGGCCUACCUACCUGUCUUCCUACUCUCUCUGUUGCCUGAGGGACUCAAAACUGUCCUGGUCAAGCUGGUGUUUGCAGCCAUUCACUCACUGGACAACACUGUUAUACACCCUACUGUUAGUCUCCUCAGUGGUGACUGUGCAGCCAAUGCUUUGUACAUGGGUGGUCAAGAAAUGCAAAUAGUCCUGGAAAGAGACAAUGAAACCAUCAAGAAAAACAUUGAAAAGCUUUUGUUUUAUUACGGAGCUACAGACCACUGGUGCCCUGUUCAGUAUUAUCAUGAAAUCAAGCGGGACUUCCCAAGUGGACAUUUCAGACUUUGCGAAAAUGGGUUCCGUCAUGCCUUCGUCCUGGAUGCAGGAAGAGAAGUUGCUAGCAUGGCUGCGAAAUGGAUCUGCGGUGAUUUGAGGACCUGACUUUCUUCUGUAUGCUCUCUCCAUCCACUCUGUGCUGAGUUAGAUGAAUGUCUUUUGGCCAUCAUCGAUCACUGUGCCAACACUCAAUAUCCAGAUCAUUUAUCAAAGUUCAUUAGCCAGCUGUGGUGAAUUAGAACAGACUUAGUACAAUUUUAAGAUCUGUUUUGCAUUAGCAGACACUGUUGAAUUAAACUACAGGAACUGACCAUGAAAGUUAACUGCAGUGAAAGUAUUUUUCAAUGUAAAAUUUGUCAUGGUAGUGAACCAAAAUCUGACAAGUGUUGGUACAUGUAAUUCAUGGAACUUUUUUAAGUGACUUACAGUAAUCUCAAGGCCAACUAUAAUAUAUAAAUGACCAAUUUUAUUUGUAUAUCACUUUUAAAACAAGGUUACAAGGUGCUUCACAAGACGAAUAAUAACUGUCAUUCAUUAUCAGGAUAAUAAAACAGAAAUAAAAUAAUAUGUAGGUAAGAAAUGCAUAGAUCUUUCAGAAAGUACAAAGAGAUUAAUCAGAACUUGAUUUCCUCAGACAGGUCAUUCCAGUAUUUGUGGGUCCUGAUGGAAAACUCUUUGACACCUUUUGUAUUCAGUUUAGACACUGAAAGAACCAGAGGACCUUUCCUCAGUGAUCCCCCUAUACUUAACAAUUUACUCAUUGGGGAUCAAAAACUCUGAGAUAUGAUGGUACUGACUCCAAACGUGCCUUUGAGUAAUAAAUAAAAAUAAUAAAUAAACCCUAAAUUAUAUUUGUAACCAGUAAAGAAUUGGCUAAAAUGGGAAUAACAUGUUCAAUUCAGUUCAUUUCAGUUCUAUUUGUAUAGUGUCAAAUCAAGAUACUUUAUCGAAAUUCAACAGAUUUAGGCCAGUCCCAUGAAUCACUAUCUCCCCCAAAAGCAAGCACAGGGUGACAGUGGCAAGAAAAAAACUCUUUUAACAGGGCCAAAAAACCUUGAGCAGAACCCGGCUCUGGGUGGCUGGUCAUCUGCCUUGACCAUAAAAUGCCUCUGUAAUCUGUACUGAAUAUACACUACUCACAAAAAGUUAGGGAUAUUUGGCUUUUGGGUGGAAUUUAAGGAAAAUAUAAAAAGUUCACGC
Myripristis murdjan (pinecone soldierfish) is the source of this 2405-nucleotide messenger RNA. It is a transcript of the gene ldah, whose product is annotated as lipid droplet associated hydrolase. Gene Ontology annotation, molecular function: lipase activity. The record is from RefSeq and is a predicted model, not a curated record. Gene Ontology annotation, biological process: lipid storage. Gene Ontology annotation, cellular component: lipid droplet. NCBI's taxonomy places the organism in Eukaryota, Metazoa, Chordata, Actinopteri, Holocentriformes, Holocentridae.